Emiliania huxleyi CCMP1516 is the source of this 771-nucleotide messenger RNA. RefSeq lists its product as hypothetical. The transcript is spliced from 3 exons. The record is from RefSeq and is a predicted model, not a curated record. The coding region runs from base 1 to 771 and encodes 256 amino acids. Lineage: Eukaryota; Haptophyta; Isochrysidales; Noelaerhabdaceae.
AUGCUGACGCUGUCGCAGCGGCUCCAGAGCGCAAGCAAUUUGCUCUCGUCCGCGUACGUCGACUCGUACUCGGACCGGAUGAUGGUAGGCCGGCGCGCACAGCUGGGAGAGAGCAUGGUGUGGCGCUCCACGCUCAGUGCUGAGCCGGACAACGGGCAUUUGACGUACGGCGAGUUCGACCUCGCCUUUUUCGGCGCCCUCGUCGACCGCGCCCUCGCGCGACCGGCCGGCCGCCGCGAGCCCGAGACUUUCGUCGACGUCGGCUCUGGGUGCGGCCGCCUUGUGCUCGCGGCGUCCUGCGUGUGGCCAGAGCUUGCGCGGGCGGCGGGCGUGGAGACGUGCGCCGAUCUGCACAUGAUGGCGGUCCGCGCGCAGGCGCGGGCGAGCCUGCCGCGGUGCGACUUUGUGCACGGCGAUGCGCUUCAGGCGAUGAGGGAGGGCGGCCCGCUCGACGACGCGACGGUCGUGUUUUGCUACAGCUCCGCUUGGGCGAGCGAGGGGGGGGCCUUGACCGACUUCUCCGAGCUGGUCGGCUGCUGCUGCCUGCCCGGCUGCAGGGUGGUCGUGACGGACAAGUGGCUCGAGUGCGAUGGCAGUUGCGGGGAGUUUGCGCUGAUCGACGAGGUGGAGGGCCCGAACCGCGAGACGGGCGGCAGCGUCGGCUACAUCUACGAGUUUGAAAUGAAAAACAAGUCAUUGGCAUUCGCGAUUCGGGGGGCGCCAUCCGGCCACCGAGCACCCAGUGGCCAGUCCAUGCAUGGUAAUUGGUAA